AUGUUCAAAGAGCCGCUAGAACGAUUGUUCUCGUUAUUCCAGUCUUUUGUGCGCGUUGAAAUUUUUGGCCGGUUUUCAAGGCUUCGGAACCAUGCGCUAAAAAUCGGGCUACUGAUUGCCUUAUGGUUGUUUCUGGUGGCCGCCCUACUUCGUUAUUCCCUCCGGUCUCAUUCCGAUCCCCUGACCAACGCGAGUACCAAGCAAACAAAUCAAGUGCUUCAACCUCAGACCUGGACCUCUUUAUUUCCACGAAAUAUAUGGCAAAUAUAUCUCACCCCGCCGAAUCUCAGCAUAGCCGAUUUUGAAGCCAAUCCUGAGCAGCUAUCCGAGACCCUCUCUUGGCUGGCCUAUAACCGCGACUACGAAUACACCUUGGUUGGAGAUGAAGGAGCAGAAGCACUCGUGCACCAGCACUUUCAAGGAAACCCAACAUUUUUGAGAAUCUUUAGAGAACUCAAGAACACCGGAAUGAAGUCUGACCUGCUAAGGUACAUGAUUUUAUCAGUUAAAGGCGGUGUCUAUACAGACACCGAUACUAUUAACUUGAAGCCUAUUGAUUUGUGGGUGCCUGAAGAAUAUCAGGAACAUACUCGAGUCGUUCUAGGGGUUGAAUUCGAUCGCCUUAAUGGAUCUAUUUUCGACGAGGAUCUUCACCCCGAUAUGCAAUUUUGCCAGUGGACCAUUGCUGCAACUCCUAGACAUCCUAUCUUCGACCAAAUGGUAGACUGGGCUGUGACCGCCCUGCAAAACUUCACAAUCGCAAGAGGAACCACGUUCUCGGAGCUCCAUGCUAAUACAUCGGAAGUCAUGGAACUGACUGGGCCAUCUGCUUGGACAGAUGUCGUCUUCCGACAAUUGCAGCAGUAUCAACCGGACCUUCUGUCGUUGACCGACUUGAGUGGAUUGAAGGAACCGAGACUUGUGGGAGAUAUCCUGAUACUACCAAUCGAUGGGUUCGGGAUGGGCCAGCGACACUCCAAUAGUACAAAUGACGGAACAAUUCCAACGCAGGCAUACGUACAGCAUAAAUUCCGAGGAUCGUGGAAGCAUGACAAGAUGCAAAAUCAGACAAAAAUAUGA
Molecule: messenger RNA, 1080 nt
Organism: Penicillium robsamsonii
Lineage: Eukaryota; Fungi; Ascomycota; Eurotiomycetes; Eurotiales; Aspergillaceae
Product: glycosyltransferase family 32 protein
Exons: 1
Coding region: 1-1080 (359 amino acids)
Biological process (GO): protein N-linked glycosylation
Cellular component (GO): mannan polymerase complex
Molecular function (GO): alpha-1,6-mannosyltransferase activity
Source: RefSeq, a predicted model, not a curated record